Leptomonas pyrrhocoris is the source of this 4165-nucleotide messenger RNA. RefSeq lists its product as hypothetical. Gene Ontology annotation, molecular function: protein binding. Lineage: Eukaryota; Euglenozoa; Kinetoplastea; Trypanosomatida; Trypanosomatidae. The record is from RefSeq and is a predicted model, not a curated record. Gene Ontology annotation, cellular component: transcription factor TFIIIC complex. The coding region runs from base 206 to 4165 and encodes 1319 amino acids. Gene Ontology annotation, biological process: transcription by RNA polymerase III. The transcript has a single exon.
GCGCAUCUUCACCGACCACGGUCGCAUUCAAGUGCAGUAAACUACUAGAAAAGUGUUGCACGGAGCAAGCGCAUGCAAAGUUACCUUCGCUGCUAUUUGCUUGUGCGUGUUUUCUCCGGCUUUCACCUGUGUGGACGCCGACAAACGAGAAGACCAAAUACCUCAUAGAUCGAUUGAAUUCGCUUAUUGUCUUGUGGAUUCAAAAAUGCCGCCAAAGAAGAAGGAGAAGAGAGACGGCGGUGAGGGGGGUGAUGGCCGCACGAACUCGCUCGUCAAGCGCGUUCGCGAGUCCCGUCGCGCCGACUUUUCCUCUGGCGCGCUGCACCGCGAGUUCGAAGCGCACGUGACAGCCGCACAGGACUUCUUCUUGAAGGGCGACGCCUCUGCGGCGGAGCAGGCGGCAACGCUGGCGCUGCGCAUUCGUCCGACGGCGCACCUGUUUGCGCUGCUCGCCGUUAUUGCCGAGUCGAAAGGCAAGUUUGACCGCGCCAACGACUUCCGUCUCUUGCAAGCCUUUUUGGCGCGCGACAUUGUUCUGUGGGAGGAGCUGCUGCACGAAUUCAUGUCCCAGCAGCGUUAUUUUAAGUCUGUGGUGUGCCUCCAACGCAUGUCCGCUCUCGAAAAGGAUAAGACACGCUAUCGUGCUUUGCAGCUGCAGUUGGCGGAUCUACUGAUCGGCCUGGGCGAGGUGCGACGUGCCUCGAACGUUCUGGUGCCGCUUUGGAACAGCAGCCGGUGCCGUGACUUUGAAGUCUUCGCUUUGCUCUCCUCGCUGUACUUCCAACUGGGGAAAUGGACGUCCCUACAGCGGCUGGUCGAGAGCAGCGUCAAGUACGCUUUUCAACCCCCUCCCAACCCAGCAACUGCGGAGGCACCACUUACCACACAGGACAGCAUCGAGGCUCCGAACAUGGCGACCAACCAAGGGGACGACGAGCUUCUGGGCGCCGACUCGCCAUCGUCGUCGUCGCCGCAGCAGCCGACGUCUGGUCAGCGUGUGUCGAAGCGGGUGCGUUUCUUUGGCGGAGAGGAGGAUGGCGAAGACAACGCCACACAAGAAAAGACCGCGUCUCCACCUCCUCUUUUCUCGCCAGCGGCCACCUCGCUCGACGAGUUCAGCUUCGACGACGUGCUCACCUCCUCUUCUCCGGCCUCCCCCGCGUCUCCUACGACAUUCGGCACGGGUGUCGGUGACAGCAGUGGCGGCACGUCCAGCCAAGCGGGGCCACGGCCAGGCGGCGUCAUUCAUCAACUGUACGGCGAGCGCAUUGAGCUCCCGACGGAGCAGAGUAAGAAGAAUUUACUCACCCUGGUCAACGUGCAUGCGGAGCUGCUGAAUGAGCAGGGCAGCUUCAGCGACACGGUGCAGCUCCUAAACAUGGCCGCCGGGUGCUUGGAGGUGGAUGUGAUGGAGUUGCCGCCGGAUCUGCUGGUCCGCCUUGGCGUUGCUUACGCCUUUCUUGGCGGCGUAUGGGAGCAGCCGUGCCGUGACGUGUUCCAGCAUCUCGUUGAGACCUGUUCCAUGGAGGACUACGGUGACGUGCUGCUCGACGCCGCCGUGUCGUUGCAGAAGGUCAGCAUGCAUGCUGAAGCAGCACAGCUGUACACUUCCCUCUCUCGCUAUCACCAAUUUGCGUACAGUCGCCUGCACCAGCAAGUCGGGGUGCGUGAGAUGGAGCUGGCGCUCAUGCAGGACACCGCAUCGGUGGGGCAGGUGCAGGCGACCACCGAGGCCCUCGACGUGCUGCGAGCGGAGGAGGGCGACGUCAAGACGGUGCUCGCCGCAGCCUACCUCGGAGAGGCGCAAUGCGCCUACGCGCGAGAGAUGUACGACGAGGCGAAGCUCUACGCAGAGCGCGUGCUGGAGCUGGAGCCAACCCACCUGCAGGCGCGCAUGCUGCUCGGCCGGUAUUUCUUCUACCAACGCAACGACACCGCCGCCGCCGUGGGGGUGCUCUCGUUGCGGGAGAACGAGCCGGCUCUGCAGCGCAUCCAGCUCGGUGCGUUUCUUGUCCAGGUCUUCCAGAGCGCGAAGCGCUACGUGGAGGCCAUCGCGCUGGGCGUUUCCAUUUUUGAGGUGCUGCUGUCCAGUGAGGAGGACGGCGACACGCAGUCCGUCGCACCAGGGACGUCGUCGCGGCGCUCCUCCGCGGCGCUCUACCUGCCCACCAUGACACGUGCAAGCUCCGCCAUUAUCCCGGCGUCCAGCCUGGCUGGUAUGGUGAAGGGCGCGGCCGGCAGCAGCGUCGCGGCCCGCACCUCCUUCUCGUUGGCUGCUUCGAUUCGAGCGUCGUCGUCGGUGGCGCGGCAGCAGCUGUCCCGCCGCGGGUUGGAGUCGCUGACGACGACCGUCUACGGCGCCUCCGCUGCCGCCUCGGUUGCCGCGGGAUGGGACAAGAAGGAGGCGGAGGAGCGCAUGAAGGACACGUCGACCAUCUUUCAGUUCAACCGGCGCCGGCCGCGAAAGGUGAAGGCGACGGCCGACACAAACGCGACGGACGCAGCGCCCGCCGCGGCAGAGGAAGAAGGUGACACGGUUGACGGAGAGAAGCCGGAGUCUGUGACAGGGCCGAAAACGGCUGAGGAGCGACGGGAGGCGAUUCUUCACAUGGCUCCCGCAGCCUUCUGGACAACAGAAGACAAGGCGAAGGUCGAGGACGAAGCGGUGGAGGCAGUGAAAGCAGAACCGGCCGAAGUGAACGAGGGAGACAACGAGCAACCUGUGUCCCCCUUUCCUCCGGAGGCGACCAGACAUGUCCGUGCGGGUGAGGACGGAGCUUCCGCCACCGAAGUUCCCAAGUCCACCCGUGCUGCCGGGAGGAGCACGCGGAAGAGGACCAGGAAGGAGGAUGGCGACGGCGGCGGCCACGCGGUCCCAUCCAGCUACACCACUCUGAACGAGAAGGAAAGGGACAUGGAAGAGCUAGAAGGGUUUUUGACGCAGGCAGAACAGAUCGCAGCGGACUCUGAGAGGAGGAACGACGAUGAAGAAGGCAAAGGCGAUGCCAGCAACAGCACGACAGCGAACGAGGAGAACGCGUUGACGGACACGGCACCAGACUCCUUCGAGCUGCCGUCGCUCGAAGAGGUGAGUAAGCAGUUCGACGACCCCGCCAUGGCGCAGCUCUUUCUGGAAGCCUCCAGCUUCGCCCCAGGCGGCGGGGUGCUCGGCGCGGAAGGCAAGGAGGACGCAAGCGAGCCGUGGGAGGCCCUGGCGGAGGCGACCAACAACGUCAACGGUGGGACCGGGCUGGGGGACAAAGUCACCCUCCAGGAAGCCAUGGAGGUUUUGGGCAAGGCUGGCUUCAUCGCUCUCGCCGUCGCCGUGGUGGACUGCUACAGCGCCGUGGGCAAGUUCACGGAGGCGCGCGAGUUCGCCUUCGUCGCCCUCACACACUUUCAGCAAAGGCGGCGUCUGCGGCAGCUCGGGCACCGACUCGGGCGACCGCUUCGCCUCGCCCUGCUGCGCGCUGCCCUUGCUGCCGGAGAGGGCGAAGAUGCCUACCGGGUUGGCUUACGACUGCUGCAGGAGGACACGGCGGAGGAGCGGCGGCGUGCGGUGGUGGAGAUGAUGCACGGCGUGCUCAAUCGCUGCGAGGACCGCAGCUCCAUCUUGUACCGGGCCGUCGCGGACGGCUACGGCGACCCGGCUCUGCUCGUGCUGCUGGCGAACAGGUACCACCAAACCCGCAGCUACACCCGAGUGCUGAACUUGUACCUGGUGGCGCUGCAGGAGCGACCGUCGGAUGUCUUUCUCAAUUUCAUGGUGGGUGUGUCUUACUUGUUCUGCAGUCAUCAAAAGCGCACCCGGCUGCGUGAGGCGUGUGUGUCGGCGGCGAUUUACUACCUCACUCGGUAUCAGCAGUUGCGGCUCUCCGUGGAGCCGUCGAGUGCGGCCGGGGAGGUGCUCUACAACGUCGCCCGCGCGCUGCAGUUCCUCAAGCUGUACUACCUGUGCAUCCCCCUCUACGAACGAGUUGCUUAUGAUCUGUGCGUGCCGGCAGAGUGCACGGUUGCCCUGCAGCGGGCCGCGCGACUCAACUUAUACUUUUUGUACCGCUGGGGUGCUGGAAACCGCACUCUGGCGUUGACAGCGCUGCAGCCCCGUAGCAGUACCGCCGACCGUGUCGCUGGUAGACGGGCGCCUAGCCCAUUUGCUUAUUAA